Molecule: messenger RNA, 7082 nt
Organism: Lycium ferocissimum
Lineage: Eukaryota; Viridiplantae; Streptophyta; Magnoliopsida; Solanales; Solanaceae
Product: protein CELLULOSE SYNTHASE INTERACTIVE 1
Exons: 8
Coding region: 375-6788 (2137 amino acids)
Biological process (GO): anisotropic cell growth; regulation of cellulose biosynthetic process
Cellular component (GO): cellulose synthase complex
Molecular function (GO): microtubule binding
Source: RefSeq, a predicted model, not a curated record
GUGCUCUUUCUUCCUUCUUUCUUUGCUAGCUCACACACACACACACUACAUUUUACACUAUACAUAUACAUAAUUCUGUAUCUAUCUUUCUCUCUCUUAACUCACUUUUACUAUCUUCUUUCUUUCUUUCUUUCUUCAUACAUAUAUUUCUUCUUCUUUGCUUCUUUACUACGAUACCUCUUUAGUCUUUCUUCAAAUGCAAUAACAAAAGAGAGAGAAAAACACAACAUCUUCUCUUCCAAGGAGGCUGUUAGCUUUCUUCUGUGUCUUGGAGGUAGAUCUGCAGUGAAGAUCUCGAGAUCACAGCAAAGCUGGCGGCCACACUAGCUUGGAGGUUCACUGCUGCCAAUGGCAGCAGUCUUGCCAAUAAUGAUAUGGAAAGAAACGGGGAUUCUAAACCUCAUGAUAUGGAGCCUCCAACUCCACAUUCACUCAUGAAAGCAUCUUCGAGAGAUCGUAGUAGCAUGGAGGAUCCAGAUGGGACAUUAGCAAGUGUUGCUCAAUGCAUUGAGCAGUUACGGCAGAAUUCCUCUUCCAUGCAAGAGAAAGAACAUUCACUUAAGCAAUUGUUGGAGCUUAUUGAUACACGAGAAAAUGCAUUUAGUGCUGUCGGCUCACAUUCUCAAGCUGUUCCAGUACUUGUUUCUUUACUCCGUUCUGGCUCACUUGGGGUAAAGAUGCAGGCUGCUACAGUUUUGGGUUCUCUGUGUAAGGAAAAUGAAUUGCGAGUGAAAGUGCUAUUAGGAGGUUGCAUACCGCCUCUCCUUGGUCUUCUCAAAUCAAGCUCAGCAGAAAGUCAGAUUGCAGCAGCAAAAACGAUAUAUGCUGUCUCCCAAGGUGGUGCAAAGGAUCAUGUUGGGUCAAAAAUAUUUUCAACUGAAGGAGUUGUGCCAGUAUUAUGGGAGCAAUUAAAAAAGGGAUUAAAAGCUGGAAACAUUGUGGACGACUUACUAACAGGAGCUUUAAAAAACCUUUCAACCAACACUGAGGGAUUCUGGUCUGCAACAGUACAAGCUGGAGGAGUGGAUAUACUUGUUAAACUACUGAAUAAUGGACAGCCAAGUACUCAGGCAAAUGUCUGCUUUCUCCUUGCUUGUAUGAUGAUGGAGGAUUCUUCUGUUUGCUCAAGAGUUUUAGCUGCAGAGGCCACCAAACAACUUCUUAAAUUACUUGGAUCUGGCAAUGAAGCCCCAGUUAGAGCAGAAGCUGCAGGCGCUCUUAAAUCUCUAUCUGCCCAAAGCAAAGAAUCCCGGAAGGAAAUAGCAAAUUCUAAUGGUAUUCCUGCUCUGAUAAAUGCUACCAUAGCUCCUUCAAAAGAAUUCAUGCAGGGCGAGUACGCCCAAGCUUUGCAGGAGCAUGCAAUGUGUGCACUUGCAAAUAUUUCUGGUGGCUUGUCAUAUGUCAUUUCAAGUCUUGGUCAAAGCCUUGAAUCUUGCAGCUCACCUGCACAAGUAGCUGAUACAUUGGGGGCUUUAGCUUCGGCUCUCAUGAUAUAUGAUAGCAAAGCAGAAAAUUCAAGAGCAUCAGAUCCUUUGGAGGUGGAAGAAACACUGAUUAAGCAAUUUAAGGCUCGCUUACCCUUUCUAGUGCAGGAGCGUACCAUUGAAGCACUUGCCAGUUUGUAUGGGAAUCCUGUACUGUCUAGCAAGCUUGCGAAUUCUGAUGCAAAACGCCUAUUGGUUGGUCUGAUCACAAUGGCCACAAAUGAAGUUCAGGAUGAGUUGAUAAGGUCCCUUCUCUUUCUAUGCAAAAAUGAAGGUAGCUUAUGGCAUGCGCUACAAGGUCGUGAGGGAAUUCAGCUGUUAAUCUCUCUUCUUGGGCUCUCAUCAGAGCAGCAACAGGAGUGUGCUGUUGCUCUUCUUUGUCUUCUAUCUAAUGAAAAUGAUGAAAGUAAGUGGGCCAUUACAGCAGCUGGUGGCAUACCUCCACUUGUUCAAAUUCUGGAAACUGGGUCUGCCAAAGCUAAGGAAGAUGCGGCAACUAUCCUUGGAAACCUCUGUAAUCACAGUGAAGAUAUCCGUGCUUGUGUUGAAAGUGCUGAUGCUGUUCCUGCUUUGUUGUGGCUUCUGAAGAAUGGUAGCUCCAACGGGAAGGAAAUUGCUGCAAAGACACUGAACCAUUUGAUUCACAAAUCAGAUACUGCUACUAUUAGUCAACUCACUGCACUAUUAACUAGUGAUCUUCCAGAGUCUAAGAUUUAUGUCUUAGAUGCAUUAAAAAGUUUGCUCUCGGUGGCGCCUUUGAGCGAUAUGUCACGUGAAGGUAGUGCAGCAAAUGAUGCUGUUGAGACGAUGAUAAAGAUAUUAAGCUCCACCAAGGAAGAGACUCAGGCUAAGUCUGCUUCAGCUCUUGCUGGAAUUUUCCAUCUCAGGAAGGACCUGCGAGAAAGUACCCUUGCUGUGAAGACUUUGUGGUCACUCGUGAAGCUUCUGAAUGUUGAACCUGAAUCCAUCUUAGUGGGUGCAUCAAGCUGCCUUUCUGCAAUAUUUCUCUCUAUUAGAGAAAGCCGUGACAUUGCAGCAAUUGCUAGAGAUGCAUUGCCUUCAUUAAUGGUGCUUGCAAAGUCCUCAGUUUUACAAGUUGCAGAACAAGCAGUAUGUGCUUUGGCCAAUCUUCUUUUGGAUCCCGAGGUGUCUGAGAAAGCAAUUCCCGAAGAAAUUAUCUUGCCUGCUACUAGAGUUCUUCGUGAGGGCACAACUGGUGGAAGGACCCAUGCUGCCGCAGCAAUUGCUCGUCUUCUUCAAUUUAGUGAGGUUAAUUCUGCCUUAACUGAUUGCGUUAACCGUUGUGGAACGGUUCUUGCAUUAAUUUCUUUCCUAGAAUCAACUGGCAGCGACUCUGUUGCUAUUUCAGAAGCUUUAGAUGCACUUUGUUUCCUCUCAAGGCUGGAAGGAGCUAGUGGUAUCAAACCUGCAUGGGCAGUUCUAGCUGAAUAUCCAAACAGCACAAUCCCAGUGGUUUCAUGCGUUGCUGAUGCCUCACCGGCGUUGCAAGACAAAGCAAUUGAAAUAUUGUCAAGACUCUGCCAAGCUCAGCCCACUGUUCUUGGUGAUGCUAUUGCUUGUGCCUAUGGAUGCAUUUCUUCAGUUGCAAGGAGGGUAAUUAGUUCCUCCAAUGCUAUGGUUAAAAUAGGAGGGAGUGCACUUCUUGUUUGCGCUGCAAAAGUGAAUCAUCAGAGAGUGGUGGAAGAUCUAAAUGAAUCUCAGUCUUGUAUUCCACUCAUUCAAUCAAUUGUUGGGAUGCUUAAUGCUUCAGAGUCUCUACAUUCGGAAGACCAGGGGGAUAAGAUUGCAAUAAGCAUAUCCAGGAAUGCUGAAGAAGAAUCAAGAAAGGAUGAGACGGAGAAAAGUACUUUAGUUGUUUCCGGGGUCAAUAUAGCUAUUUGGCUUCUUUCUGCUCUUGCCAGUCGUGAUGACAAAAGUAAAGUUGAGAUUAUGGAGGCUGGUGCAAUUGAAGUUCUUACAGAGAGAAUCUCUCAAUCUUUUACACAGUUUACCCAGAUUGAUUUCAAGGAAGAUAGCAACAUAUGGAUUUGUGGAUUGCUUCUGGCUAUCUUAUUUCAAGAUAGAGAUAUCAUACGAGCAAAUGGAACGAUGAAGGCCAUACCCGUGCUAGCUAAUCUGUUGAAGUCAGAAGAGUCAGCAAACAGGUAUUUUGCUGCACAAGCCGUAGCCAGCCUUGUCUGUAAUGGUAGCAGGGGAACUCUGCUGUCUGUUGCAAAUUCAGGAGCACCAUCCGGACUCAUAACGUUGCUUGGUUGUGCUGAUGAGGAUAUAAAGGACCUUGUUGCACUAUCAGAGGAAUUUGCUUUGGUCCGUAACCCAGAUGAAGUUGCACUUGAGAGGUUAUUUAGGGUCGAUGAUAUCAGGGUGGGUGCAACUUCUAGGAAAGCUAUGCCAGCCCUUGUUGACUUGCUAAAACCUAUCCCUGAUCGUCCUGGUGCACCUUUUCUAGCUCUUGGACUUCUGAUUCAGCUUGCCAGAGAUUGUCCUUCAAAUAAAAUUGUUAUGGCGGAAUCUGGGGUUUUGGAAGCACUGACUAAAUACCUUUCACUUGGUCCCCAAGAUGCAACUGAGGAAGCUGCCACUGAUCUGUUAGGUAUCCUAUUUACUACUGCUGAAAUAUGCAGACACGAAUCUGCUUUUGGUGCUGUUGGUCAGCUAAUUGCAGUUUUACGUCUUGGUGGAAGAGGGGCAAGAUAUAGUGCUGCCAAAGCCUUGGAAAACCUGUUCUCAGCGGAUCACAUCAGGAAUGCAGAAUCAGCUAGACAGUCUGUUCAACCUUUGGUUGAGAUUCUAAAUACUGGUCUGGAGAGGGAGCAGCAUGCAGCCAUUGCUGCAUUAGUUAGGCUUCUCAGUGAGAAUCCUUCAAAAGCUCUUGCGGUUGCAGAUGUCGAGAUGAAUGCAGUGGAUGUUCUUUGCCGAAUUCUUGCAUCAAGCUGCUCAAUGGAGCUGAAGGGUGAUGCAGCCGAGUUGUGUUCUGUUUUGUUUGGAAAUACAAGAAUAAGGUCUACAAUGGCUGCAGCUAGAUGUGUGGAGCCUUUGGUUUCUCUUCUUGUUACUGAAUAUAGUCCUGCUCAUCAUUCUGUUGUUCGUGCAUUAGAUAAACUAGUGGACGAUGAACAGCUGGCUGAACUAGUUGCAGCACAUGGUGCAGUCAUUCCCCUUGUUGGCCUUCUUUAUGGCCGAAACUAUUUACUUCAUGAGGCUAUUUCUAGAGCUCUUGUGAAGUUGGGGAAAGACAGGCCUUCCUGUAAGAUGGAAAUGGUCAAGGCUGGGGUUAUUGAGAGUGUGCUUGACAUUCUGCAUGAAGCACCAGAUUUCCUGUGUGCUGCAUUUGCUGAAUUGCUCAGAAUACUGACAAAUAAUGCUACCAUUGCGAAGGGACAAUCUGCUGCAAAGGUGGUAGAGCCACUUUUUUUAUUGCUGACGAGACCGGAGUUUGGACCUGAUGGGCAACACAGCACGCUGCAGGUCCUUGUGAAUAUCCUAGAGCAUCCACAGUGCCGAGCUGAUUAUACCUUGACAUCUCACCAAUCUAUAGAACCUCUUAUUCCCUUACUUGAUUCUCCCGCUUCUGCCGUGCAACAACUGGCUGCUGAGCUUCUGUCUCACCUGCUUUUGGAAGAGCACCUGCAGAAGGACUCAGUUAUCCAGCAAGUGAUUGGUCCCUUGGUACGGGUCCUUGGUUCUGGUAUACCCAUUUUGCAGCAGAGAGCUGUGAAGGCCUUAGUCUGUCUUUCACUAACUUGGCCAAAUGAAAUUGCAAAAGAAGGUGGCGUUGGUGAGUUGUCUAAAGUUAUACUGAACGCUGACCCUUCACUCCCUCAUGCCUUGUGGGAGUCAGCUGCUGCAGUGUUAUCCAGUAUUCUACAGUUUAGCUCUGAGUUCUAUCUGGAAGUACCUGUUGCAGUGUUGGUAAGAUUGCUUCGCUCUGGCAACGAAGGCACAGUUCUUGGUGCAUUGAAUGCUCUUCUUGUGUUGGAGACUGAUGACUCCACCAGUGCUGGAGCUAUGGCUGAAAGUGGGGCGAUUGAGGCUCUCCUAGAACUUCUCAGAUGCCACCUUUGUGAGGAAACUGCUGCAAGACUCCUUGAGGUUUUGCUGAACAAUGUGAAGAUCAGAGAAACAAAAGCCACCAAGUCAGCAAUUGUGCCCUUAUCACAGUAUCUUUUGGAUCCGCAGACUCAAGGGCAACAAGCAAGGUUACUGGCAACUCUUGCUCUCGGUGACCUAUUCCAGAAUGAGGCUCUUGCUCGAAGCAGUGAUGCUGUUUCAGCUUGCCGGGCGUUGGUGAAUCUGCUUGAAGAUCAGCCUACUGAAGAAAUGAAAGUCGUCGCUAUAUGUGCCUUACAGAACCUUGUCAUGUAUAGCAGAUCAAAUAAGAGAGCAGUUGCAGAAGCUGGUGGUGUCCAGGUUGUGUUAGAUCUGAUUGGGUCAAGUGAUCCAGAGACAUCAGUACAGGCAUCAAUGUUCAUCAAGCUUCUCUUUUCCAAUAAUACAAUUCAAGAGUAUGCUUCAAGUGAAACUGUCAGGGCUAUCACUGCUGCAAUUGAGAAAGAUUUGUGGGCAUCGGGAACUGUAAAUGAGGAGUACCUUAAGGCACUGAAUGCGCUAUUUGGAAACUUCCCCCGUCUAAGGGCUACUGAACCUGCAACCCUGAGUAUUCCACAUCUAGUGACAUCCCUGAAGAAUGGUUCAGAGGCAACUCAAGAAGCUGCUUUGGACGCUCUGUUUCUUCUCCGACAAGCUUGGUCAGCAUGUCCUGCUGAAGUGUCUCGAGCACAAUCAAUUGCUGCUGCAGAUGCUAUUCCAUGGUUGCAGUAUCUGAUACAAUCAGGUCCCCCUCGGUUUCAGGAGAAGGCAGAAUUUUUAUUGCAAUGUUUGCCUGGGACUCUGGUUGUAAUAAUAAAGCGAGGGAACAACAUGAGACAAUCAGUUGGAAAUCCAAGCGUUUUUUGCAAGCUUACCCUUGGAAAUACUCCACCUCGCCAAACAAAGGUUGUUUCAACUGGUCCUAAUCCAGAGUUCGAGGAGAGGUUUUCAUGGUCAUUCGAAAGUCCUCCUAAAGGCCAGAAGCUUCAUAUUUCAUGCAAGAAUAAAAGCAAAAUGGGCAAGAGUUCAUUCGGGAAGGUCACCAUCCAGAUUGAUCGUGUAGUUAUGCUGGGUGCAGUUGCUGGGGAGUACACCUUGUUGCCCGAGAGCAAAAGUGGACCCUCGAGGAAUUUGGAAAUAGAAUUCCAAUGGUCCAAUAAGCAGCAGCAGCAGUUGGAAGAAGGUUCUUCUUAAUCAAAUCGCAUAUUAGGGUAGAGGAACAAUUGUUUGGAACUUUUUUCUGUUUUCUGUUUCCUUAUUUCUUCCUGUUUAAUUAUAAGGUGAAUGUAUAUAGUGUCUGGUAUAGGUUUUACUACUCUUUGAUCAUAUUUAGUUGUUGUAACGGCUUUUGUCAAUGUAUUCUUUUGUAACUUGAGUCACUUAGUAUCUUUAAGGAAGGGACAUGGAUUCAUGGUUUGCUUCCUUUGUAUUUUUUGUAUUCAUAUUUGUUUGUUGAAAGAAAACAAUUUUUUCUGUUUGGACUGCCAA